Penicillium salamii is the source of this 1206-nucleotide messenger RNA. Lineage: Eukaryota; Fungi; Ascomycota; Eurotiomycetes; Eurotiales; Aspergillaceae. The record is from the annotation of a GenBank genome assembly.
AUGACAGCCCGUCAGAUAGCGGCGUCCUUUUUCAAGUAUGCGUCGAUUCCUGUGGCCAUUUUGAUUGGUCUAUAUGCGAUUACCCUUGGGUUACUUACGACGGCGACCUUUCAAUCACAUGUUGUUUAUCUUCAUGCGAUUCAAAUGACAUGGUUUAGAGACCUCAAUGUGCCUGAAAGGUUUGGAUUUCUUAAAAACCAGGUUACUUCCUUCUCCAUCAGGACGCCAGACGGCGAGCGAUUACAUACUUGGCAUAUACUUCCCGUGGAAUUAUACCGCAAACAUGAGGCUUCUCUUCUUGACGAAACUGUGGGUCUAAUCUCUGAUGUGAAGUCAAGACUGGGGUUCCAGCUGUUACGGGAUGACCCCGACGCUCGGUUGGUGCUCCAUAUGCACGGUGCGGGAGGAACCAUUGCCUCUGGGUACAGAGUCCCGAAUUAUCGAGCGCUCUCUGCAGGGCACCCUGGAAAGAUCCACGUGCUCGCAUUUGAUUAUCGGGGAUUUGGAAAUAGUACCGGGUCACCAUCGGAGACCGGACUCAUUAUCGACGCGCUUGCAGUGGUGAAUUGGGCAAUGAAUGUCGCCGGCAUCCCUCCGGCCCGGAUUGCUAUAUUUAGCCAAUCCAUGGGAACAGCUGUCACCGUUGCAAUAUCUAAGCAUCUUGCCACUCAGACCCCACCGAUAGUUCUUGCGGGGACCGUUCUCGUUGCCCCUUUCGUGGACAUUGCCACGCUUGUCUCAACGUAUCGAGUGGCAGGGACCAUACCAAUCCUAUCGCCGAUUGCAAGGUUUCCACCCCUGUUCAGGAGUCUUCAGCGAUUUAUUAAAGAUAAAUGGAUGAGCAAAGAUUCCAUUGCGGAAUAUGUUCGGGCCAACGAAUUGAAUGGAGAAACAUACCGACUGACAAUAAUCCAUGCGGAGGAUGACUACGACAUCCCAUGGCAUCAUUCACAAUUGCUCUUUUGGCAUGCUGUCAAUGCUUCAAUGCCAGCUGGUAUUAGCUAUGAUGAGCUUGAGCAAAAGAAACUUGACUCGAAGAAAGAUCUCGGUGCUGCUGGGUCAGUGAUGGAGUGGAACACGCAGAACGGGAAAAUACGUGAGGAAAUUCUGAAGACCGGACUGCACGAUGUUGUAAUGGGGUACCCGGUAAUCUCUAUGGCUGUGAUGCGGUUCUUUGAGGCGGCAGACCCAUCGUUCACCAUUUGA